GGUGAGGUGCUGGGCAGUCAGAGUGGCUGCAAAAGAAGUCAAGAGUGGCAAGUGUUUGGGGUUUUUUUUUUUUUUUUAGUAAUUGGCUUGCCUAUGAAGUUUCUACUGACAUGACUGCAGGGAUGUUUGCACUGCUGAUGGCUUUUCUCAGCACCGUUGCACUUCACUCAGUGUCAGCUGGAGGUGUGUAUUGUGCUCGAACAGCCAGAGCCCGAGCAGCUGCCUUAGGUCUGGAUUAUCCCGGAGUCCAUGGAGCCCCAGACCUCCAUGGAGCCCCAGAUCUCCGUGCCAUGCACCACGGCACCAUGCACCAUUAUGGUCAUCCUGAAGCUAACCUGGUCUAUAACAGCCAAACCCACCCAGCAGUGAGAUCUUUUGAUGGCAGAAUGCAUAAAGGAGCUCGCCCCAGGAGCUGGCGUGGCCCUCCCAGACCAGUACAGAGUGGCCCUCCCUCUCCCAGAGGACGCUCUCUUAUUCCCCACAGGUCCAAUUUAGAAGAGGUCAAGCAUGUUGCCCCUCUGACUCUGCCUGGCCCCCGAGGCUGGCCCGAUUUUGUGAACUGGGAUCCUCAGGGCCACAACGAGCCGCGUCCGUUUGUCUACAACGACCUUGUUGUUGACGAGUCCGGCCCAAAUAGACGUGGCAUGUCUGUGAGGGGGCCUCGGCCCUGGCCCCGGGCCGGGGGUCUAACUGGCUCUGGCCCGGGAAGAGAAACUGUCCUCGGUUCAUCCAACAAAGAUGGCGUCGAUGCGAUGAGCGGCCCGAGUCCUGUCGCUAGGCAGAAGAGGAUCAGGAUCCCCGGCCAGCCGUCUGAACUCCUGCACAAACGCUUCAAUGUCAGACAGUUUUUUCAAGGUUAACCUGUUAAGAGACGUGUGUUAACCCAUUAAAGGCGGGAAAGCAGAUAA
This is a messenger RNA of Centropristis striata (black sea bass), 908 nucleotides long. RefSeq lists its product as uncharacterized. Lineage: Eukaryota; Metazoa; Chordata; Actinopteri; Perciformes; Serranidae. The record is from RefSeq and is a predicted model, not a curated record. The transcript is spliced from 3 exons. The coding region runs from base 111 to 860 and encodes 249 amino acids.